Molecule: messenger RNA, 1551 nt
Organism: Wasmannia auropunctata (little fire ant)
Lineage: Eukaryota; Metazoa; Arthropoda; Insecta; Hymenoptera; Formicidae
Gene: stas
Product: transmembrane protein 41 homolog
Exons: 4
Coding region: 360-1184 (274 amino acids)
Cellular component (GO): endoplasmic reticulum membrane
Source: RefSeq, a predicted model, not a curated record
GCAGCGAAGUCUAUGGGCAAAUGUAUCCAAUGCCGUGACAACACGAGGCUGUCAGCUGAUUUUUCCGCGUUAUCAGCGUCGUGCGUUAUUCGAAAGUCCCUCUUGUCGCGGUGCCGCUCCGACGCGAGUUUCGCACGCCCGUUGCAUCUCCGCGCGAUAUGCACUGAGACGAACGUCGAGGAGGGACCGUCGAGUAAAACGCGCGGAUUGGAAAUCGAGCUCCGCGGGAAACGAUAUCCGGGGAAAGGCGAACGAUGAGCUCGCAGGCUGACGUGAGAUCAGGUGAGACACGAUCGCGCGAUUGCUUUUUCCGGGGGAAGCGAGUCGGGAAGUGGCGUGUUUAGGGUGUCGGUCUGCAAAUGUGCACGGGCAGAUCAGACGAAAUGGCGCGACGCAAUCUCAAAGCGACACGUGUAAAAGCGCGAGUGCCCAAAGGAGAUAAUGGUGAAGUUUCGACAAGAAGAGCAAUAGCAACUGUCGGACUCAUAUUUGUGACCUCGUUGACCGCGUUAUUUUAUGUGUACACGAGUUUUCCUGAAUUAGAUGAAGACGAAAAGCAGUAUAUGACGCUGCCGCUUCACAUAGAAGAUGCCAAGAAUCUGGGGAAACUGUUAGAACGAUAUAAGGAUUUGUAUUACUUCCAAGUACUGGCCGGGCUGUUCAUCACUUACAUCUUCCUGCAGACGUUCGCCAUUCCCGGCUCCAUUUUUCUCUCAAUCCUGUCCGGAUUUCUGUUCCGCUUCCCGGUCGCGCUACUGCUCGUGUGCACGUGUAGCGCGAUCGGCGCCACCCUGUGCUACCUGCUGUCCUCGUUGCUGGGCAGGCGGUUGCUGUUCCGAUACUUUCCGGAGAAGGCGAAGGCGUGGACCGUCACCGUGACCAAGCACCGCGACAAUCUGCUGAACUACAUGCUGUUCCUGCGGAUGACGCCCUUACUGCCGAACUGGUUCAUCAAUCUCGCGAGCCCGGUGAUCGGCGUGCCGAUGAUGCCGUUCACCGUCGGCACCUUCUUCGGCGUCGCGCCGCCCUCCUUCGUCGCCAUACAGGCGGGUCAAACGUUACACAAACUCACGUCGUCGAGUGACGCGUGGUCGUGGAACAGUGUUAUCAUACUGUGCGUGUUCGCGCUGUUCUCCCUACUGCCCGUGCUGUACAAGCAGAAGCUCAAGCAGAAGUUCGAGUAAACGCCAGAACGCUCCACUGACGAUAGCCUCAGAGUGACAUUCCGACAAUUACGCGAGGAAAGAGCUUUUUCCCGAUCGCGUCCGAUGGAGCGAAAUUUUUUUUACCGAUAAUCUCUUAGGAAAUUGAAGAAAAUUGUAUCAAAUGCGAAUAAUGUUGGGAUUAGGGUCAGCUUUUUCGCACCAGUUGUUUGCAUUUGGACACGUGGAUUAUACGCGCGCAAGAUAUAGUAUAACGAAUUCCCGCGAGCACAAUUUUCGCUUAACUUAUUUAUUAUUGUUUAUAAUUUAUUUCUACAAGUGUGUCUUAGAUUAUGUGGAGACGUCGACAUUAAAAAAAAAAUAAAGUAAACUAUGAAAUAUAGACGAA